Messenger RNA from Aspergillus thermomutatus, 1485 nucleotides. Its product is annotated as putative MFS transporter. Gene Ontology annotation, molecular function: transmembrane transporter activity. Bases 1 to 1485 code for a protein of 494 amino acids. The record is from RefSeq and is a predicted model, not a curated record. Lineage: Eukaryota; Fungi; Ascomycota; Eurotiomycetes; Eurotiales; Aspergillaceae. Gene Ontology annotation, biological process: transmembrane transport. The transcript has 3 exons. Gene Ontology annotation, cellular component: membrane.
AUGAUGGAUCAAAAGUCAUCUCUCGAUUAUGCUGAAGAUCCUGAGGCCAAGAAGGAGGUCAUCGAGGAGGAGGUUACAUUGGACGAGGAAACAUUGAAGCUCGACCGCCAGACUCUUCUUAGGCUGGACCUUUUGCUUAUGCCUAUGACCCUGAUGUUGUAUCUGCUGGCUUGGUUAGAUCGUGCAAACGUGGGAAACGCACGAGUGGCCGGUCUGGAAAAGGACCUCCAUUUGACCGAUCUGCAAUACAAAACAGCCAUUACCGUCACUUAUGUCCCCUAUGUCAUGUCCGAACUUCCCUCCAAUCUCCUGCUGAAGAUCAUCGGCCCCCGUAUCCUCCUUCCUACUCUAUGCACACUCUGGGGUCUCGUGACAACCCUCCAGUCCCAAGUGCACAACUACUCCGGCUUCCUCGCUUGCCGGUUCUUCCUGGGCUUGCUAGAAGGAGGUCUCUUUCCGGGCAUUGUUCUCUUCUUGUCCAACUUCUACCGCCGCCACGAACUCCAGGUUCGCAUCGCCCUCUUCUUCUCCGCCGCCUCCUUGAGUGGCGCCUUCUCAGGCCUUCUCGCUGCUGCCAUCCAGCAGAUGAGCGGUACCCGCGGUAUGAAGGGUUGGCAGUGGAUCUUCCUCCUUGAGGGGUUGUUCACCGUCUGCUUCGGUCUCUUCUCCUUCUUCAUGCUUCCCAACGGCCCGGAGAAAGUCAUCACCUUUCGCCCCGAGCACUCGCAGCGCUGCAUCGCCCGUCUGCAGCAGGACAGCAACAACUUUGAAACUGAAGCAAAGGUCACAUUUAAGGGUGUCGUCUCCGUCCUGAAGGACCUCCAUGUCUGGAUCGCAUGCCUAAUUCUAUUCUGCAAUGGGGCAUGCCUCUUCGGACUCGCCUAUUUCUCGCCAUCCAUCGUCCAGGCGCUUGGAUACAGCUCUACCAAAACACAGCUGAUGACUGUUCCCCCGUACGCGUGUGGGUUCGUCGUGACAAUGCUGACAGCGUACCUUUCCGACCGCCGACAGCAGCGUGGCGUCGGGGCAUUCGUCACGAGUGGCAUUGCGCUUAUUGGCGCCGCGCUGGCCGUCAAUGGACGUAGCGUGGGUAUCCGCUACGCUGCCCUCAUGCUUCUCGUGACGGGAGUGUAUGCCUGCGCACCUUGCCUGAUUAGUUGGGUGCCGAACAACACGGCCGGACACCUGCGGCGCGCGACUGCCGUGGCCAUGGCGUUCAUCGCGACGAAUAUGGGCGGCAUCAUGAGUACAUGGAUCUACCCUAAGGAGUCGGCGCCGUACUUCCACCUGGGCAUCCGCUUCAAUCUGUCCUUGUUGGUGAUCGCUAUGGUGCUUGUUGUGGUGCAGGUGCUAUUGUUGCGGUUUUUGAAUCGUAGGAAGGAGAGGGAUCCGGUGAGACUGCUGCAGGGGCUUGAGGAUCUGCCGUAUGAGGAGCAGUUUGCCAAGCUGGGGGAUAGACACCCGAGGUAUAAGUAUACUUACUAG